Penicilliopsis zonata CBS 506.65 is the source of this 1824-nucleotide messenger RNA. RefSeq lists its product as hypothetical. Bases 469 to 1824 code for a protein of 451 amino acids. Gene Ontology annotation, molecular function: pyridoxal phosphate binding; transaminase activity. Gene Ontology annotation, cellular component: cytosol. The record is from RefSeq and is a predicted model, not a curated record. The transcript has 5 exons. NCBI's taxonomy places the organism in Eukaryota, Fungi, Ascomycota, Eurotiomycetes, Eurotiales, Aspergillaceae.
ACUGGAACAGCUCGACAUGACUCAUCUAUUAGUUAUUCCUUAUCGACGUGAUACUUGCUGUCUCAGGAAUAGCAUGACCUCGAAUAAGGAACUAAUUAAAUAAGUACUAUCAUCGCUAACAUAUCGUGGGCUGUUGCCUGCGAGGUGUACAUCGGAGAAGACAAGACCGAGAACACCCCGGUCAAUCAGCAACAAUGGCCUUCAUUAUUGGACUUUCAUCUCACCUUGAAAUCCAGGCCUCUCUCCUUCUAAUCUAUGACUCAGUUGAAAGUCGCUGAUGCCUACUGUUCACGGCAACUGACCUCUUAAAAGCCCCGCGUACUAUCUCCUCCACCGAGGCUAUUGAUAAGAGACAAAAAGCUACACGUCAGCCAGCCCUCAAGAUCACAACAAUAAAAGUAUAGCUCGGGUAUUUAAAUGCGGGGUGUCUACGUGAAAAGUUAUUGGUAGGACUUCGCUGAAAAAAAAAUGUCGCAACAAGCUGCCCUCCUCCACCGGAGCACUCAUGCCAUCCCCAAGACCGCCGUGGGGGGUCAAGGGUGUUAUAUCUUCCUCGAAGAUGGCCAGAAAUUCCUCGAUUCUACCGGCGGCGCAGCGGUUUGCUGUUUGGGCCAUGGCAACAAGAAUGUCCAGCAGGCGAUGAUUGCGCAAAUCAACCAGCUAUCCUAUUGCCACACGGCGUUUUUUGGCACGCAGGCGUCCGAGGAUCUUGCUCGUUUCCUUGUCGAUUCCACGGGAGGAAAAAUGACAAAAGUGUUUGUUAUCAGUUCCGGCUCUGAGGCUAUCGAAGCUGCGCUAAAGCUUUCUCGACAAUACUUCCUGGAGCUGCCCACCCCUCAACCCCAGCGAACCCGGUUCAUCGGCCGGACUCCCUCCUUUCAUGGCGUCACGCUCGGAGCGUUGGCCGCAGGUGGCCACAUUCUUCGCCGCGAAGCUUUCAGGCCAUUAUUGACCAAAAAGACAUCGCAUGUGUCUGCGUGUUUUGCCUACCGGGGCAAGAAAGACGGUGAAUCGGACGCGGACUACGUGGCUCGUCUGGCAGCCGAGCUGGACGCGGAGUUUCAACUCGUGGGACCGGACACAGUGUGUGCUUUCAUUGCUGAGCCUGUCGUGGGAGCGGCUCUCGGGUGCGUCCCCGCCGUCCCCGGCUACUUCCGCGCCAUGAAGGCUGUGUGUGAACGGUACGGCGCGCUGUUCAUCCUCGACGAAGUGAUGAGUGGGAUGGGCCGGUGCGGCACGCUGCAUGCAUGGGAGCAAGAAGACGUCGUGCCGGACAUCCAGACCAUCGGCAAGGGUCUUGGAGGCGGGUACGCGCCCAUUGCAGCCGUUUUGAUCAACGAGCGAGUCGUCAAGGUUCUUGACGCAGGCACCGGUGUAUUUCGACACGGGCAGACAUACCAGGGCCAUCCGGUGAGCUGUGCCGCCGCGCUGGCCGUGCAGAAAACCAUCCGUGACGAGAACCUCCUGGAGAACGUGCGUCGGAUGGGCGAGUAUCUUGAAGCUCAACUCCGGGCCAAGCUUGCGAGUCAUCCUCACGUGGGUGAUAUCCGAGGAAAAGGGUUGUUCUGGGGGAUUGAAUUCGUCAAGGAUAAAUCCACCAAGGAACCGUUCGAUGCAAAACUCGGCAUCGCAUCUCUCAUCCAAGACACAGCUCUGAAACCAGAGUACAGCAUCUCCCUCUACGCGGGAACAGGCACGGUCGAGGGUGUUCGUGGUGACCAUGUGAUCCUUGCACCCCCGUACAUUGUUACUCAGGAGGAGAUUGAUAUUAUUGUCAAUACAACAGUGAGGGUGGUAACUGAUGUGUUUAACAGUAUACACUGA